AUGUCCAGCACCAACAACAACCAGACCACUGAGUCGCAAAACCAGGAGCCCGGCCUCGUUGCAGGACACGCCGAGUACAUCAAGGGUGUAGCAGAGAGCGCCAUCGGUAGCGUAACGGGCUCACAGGCAUGGACGGCAUCUGGGGAACAAGACAAGGCACACGCCGUACACACGAUGAAGGUGGCCAGUGAGAAGAGGGAUGCUAGUGCCCAGGGCUACGGCAAGGUCGAGGAGCUGGCGGGCAAGGCUGUUGGGUGUGAGGGGAUGCAACAGGAGGGAACAGCAAGUGCGAAGAAGGAGUAG
Messenger RNA from Pyricularia pennisetigena, 303 nucleotides. RefSeq lists its product as uncharacterized. Lineage: Eukaryota; Fungi; Ascomycota; Sordariomycetes; Magnaporthales; Pyriculariaceae. The record is from RefSeq and is a predicted model, not a curated record. The transcript has 2 exons. Bases 1 to 303 code for a protein of 100 amino acids.